GGGGUGCCCCCGGGGUUUAGUAGGUGCGCCCUGUGAGUGUGACACCCCGCCCCCCGGCCCCCACCCCAGGAGCUGCGGGAAAGCCGGUGCGGGAGCUACGCCCCCGAGGACCAAGCCGGAAGCCCCACCCGACCUCGCUUGGGAGCGGCGGUUUGCAGCGUGCCCUUGUUUCCGCGUUGCUAGGAGACGCGGCCGGCGCGCGCCCCGGGAGCGCGGGAAGGGGGCGGGGCCGCGGCGGGCGCGGGCUGCGGGCCGCGGAGCACCGUUAGGGCGGCUUGGCGCGCAGCGCCCGCCCGGCGCCCGGAGGAGCGGCGAGUCUCCGCCGCCACCGCGCACGUCUCGCUGGUGCCCUGCGGCCGCUGUCAGCCGACUCCUGAGCCGCUGUGAGCGUCGCUGAGCCCGGACGAGGGAAGGAUGGACAGCAAUCUUGUAGCUGGAUUCCCCUAAGAGGAGACGUUCCGAAGCGCUAAAAAGAAAGCAUUUCAAUUUGGAACAUUUAUUUACAGCUGGAAAUGGGGAAUGGACUGUCAGACCAGACUUCUAUCCUGUCCAGCUUGCCUUCGUUUCAGUCCUUCCACAUCGUUAUUCUGGGUUUGGACUGUGCUGGGAAGACAACUGUAUUAUACAGGCUGCAGUUCAAUGAGUUUGUAAAUACCGUACCUACCAAAGGAUUUAACACUGAAAAAAUUAAGGUAACCUUGGGAAAUUCUAAAACAGUCACUUUUCACUUCUGGGAUGUAGGUGGUCAGGAGAAAUUAAGGCCACUGUGGAAGUCAUAUACCAGAUGCACAGAUGGCAUUGUGUUUGUCGUGGACUCUGUUGAUGUUGAAAGAAUGGAAGAAGCCAAAACAGAACUUCAUAAAAUAACCAGGAUAUCAGAAAAUCAAGGAGUACCCGUGCUUAUAGUUGCUAACAAACAAGAUUUGAGGAACUCCUUGUCUCUGACAGAAAUUGAGAAAUUGUUAGCAAUGGGUGAACUGAGUUCAUCAACUCCAUGGCAUUUGCAGCCUACCUGUGCAAUCAUAGGAGAUGGACUAAAGGAAGGUCUUGAGAAACUACAUGAUAUGAUAAUUAAACGAAGAAAAAUGUUGCGGCAGCAAAAAAAGAAAAGAUGAAUGGUGCAACCUUUUACAUCUGUGUCGAGUCGGUUUUCUCUGGUCUGCUUUUGACAAAUGGAAGAAUGUCUACAGCCUGGUUUGCCUGUCUGCCGUUCUGGAUGCUGUUCAAGCUUUGUUUUGUUGAACAAUCAGAUGCCCAACUCUGUUGCCUUGUGGAAGAUGAGUAAACGCACUGCUUCUGAAAAUGGUCUCCUCCCUACCCGACAGAUCUUUUGGUACUACCAUUUUGGGAAGCCGAACAAGGAUAGUUAAAUUGACCUGACAACAGUUGUGGAAAUUGACCUGAAGUUAGUGAAAUAAAACUUUGAAGAGUGUCUGCCUAGUGUUUUGUGCUUAAAUCUUUUGGGGGGAAGUCUUUGCAAGGAAAUUGCUACAAGGCUCUGUAUGUUAAGAUAAAAUGUUAAUGAAUGGAAAUGUUAUGGUAGAUCAAUAAUAUAUAUUCAGUACAAUGAUCACAGUGCUUCAGCUAAUAAGGGACAAGAAGAACAUGUUUUUGUUUUUAUUUUUUUAAGUUUUGGCCAAAAAGAAUUUUGACAGUCUAGAAUAAAACACAAUACUGUAUCUCAGUUCUAAAUUGUUCAAGUUGGUCUAAUUUAAUAAAAAUAAGAUGUUCGGAGCAUAUUCAAGUGCAUGGAUUAGCUUCCCUACAAAGCAUGUUUUGGUGUGUAGUCUUACCCUUUUUAGAAAUAGCUAUGCAUCUUUCUACACAAUCAGGUUUAAAACACCUUUGUGGGAUUUAAGGCUGCUAUAGAAAUAGUUUGUUGUCAGAGACGCUUUCACCUGAAGAACCUAAAAUAGUCUUAAAUUAUAUAGUAUAUUUGGGCAUGUAGACUAUAAAUGCGUAUGCUUGGCUAUAUGUAUGAAUUUAUCAAGAAAGCAAUGGAUGAACUCGGUCAGGAUAUAAUUAUAAUACAUGGUCUAUUCAGUUGUAAAAUAUUUGUUUUAUUAAUAAUCUGCUGGCUGAACACAUGCGGUUUUUUCAUAUAUUUUUGUAAUGUUUUGAGAGGAACAAAAGCUUUAUAAACAACAUCCGAUGCACUGUGGAAUGGAGAUGUUAGAUACCCUGUAUGUGUUCUGGGCUUUAAUUAUUUUGUUUACAAAUUGAACAGUAUUAUACAGUCCAGUCCUGAUUAUAAGGAAGGAAGAAAUGAUACAGUAUUGCAGAUAAGAAUUACAAUUACGGAAAAUGAAGGGGAAAGUAUCAAAGCUAUGUUUUGUGAAAAUUCACUGCUGCUGUUUACAUAGGAAUUAAAAAGAAACCGUGCUGGAAGGAGGAAAACCUUUAUCUAAUUCUUAUCUACAGGCAGAUUUUCAGUUAUAAAUUAGUAACGAUUUCUAUGUGUAAAGCCAACAGCUCUUUAUUUGGAACGUAACCAAAAGAAAAGCUCUUUGCCAGGUUUUGUUUUCCUUCUUUUUUUUUUUCCUGCUUUUUUUUUUUUUUUUUGUAAGUGGCACAGCAGAGUUUUUGGAACCUUGAUUCUUGUUACACACAACAUGAAGUAGCUUCCUGUGGAGCUUCACGUGUUAAAUGUACCUGCACUAGUGACAGUCACUUAGAAUGUUUAUAUUUACAGAAAUGUGGAUAAAUACCAAUAAACUACUUGAGGCACUAGGAGAA
Messenger RNA from Sorex araneus (European shrew), 2736 nucleotides. It is a transcript of the gene ARL4A, whose product is annotated as ADP ribosylation factor like GTPase 4A. Bases 513 to 1115 code for a protein of 200 amino acids. Gene Ontology annotation, molecular function: GTPase activity; GTP binding. Gene Ontology annotation, biological process: vesicle-mediated transport; intracellular protein transport. Gene Ontology annotation, cellular component: cytoplasm. The record is from RefSeq and is a predicted model, not a curated record. The transcript is spliced from 2 exons. Lineage: Eukaryota; Metazoa; Chordata; Mammalia; Eulipotyphla; Soricidae.